ACGUCAUCUAACGGCACUUCUCUCGAAUGGCGCUAUUUUAUAUUUUACCGUUUUUUUUUAUUUAUAGCAACUUCUAACUGAUGAAUAUCAGUAAUGAGAGAAGUUUUUGCGUAGUUUCAUAUCUAUAAACAAUUAGCUAAGGAUUUAUUUUUUACUAUAUCAACAAAAAAAACAAAUCAGUUUGGUGGAAAAUGAUGCCGUCGCAGUCUAAAAAAAAUAAUACACCUUUUCACGUCUACUUUAAUUUUCCUGUUGUGCAAACGGAUAUUAAGAAAUGUUCUACAAAAUAUUUUAUAUAGAAUUGAAGUAAUAUAUAGAAAUUUUAUUUCAUAUAUACUAAGCAAAACUUAUGGUAUUUAAUCUAAAGCAAAGGACGUGCAAACUUAAAAUAAAGAACCAUUCAGUUUUACAAGAAAGACGCGAAGAUAUAAAUCCUCAUAAAAUUCCUAAAUUUUAUUUUAUAAUUGAUUCGUUUGUAUUUUCUUGGAAAAAAGUUUAAAAAAUUUUUAUUGAAAUAUAUUGGUUAUUGUAUGACAUUGAUUGGGCCUAGCGCCCCUGGUAUGGCAUUUAUGAUGAAAAAGAAAAAGUAUAAGUUUAAUGUAGAAGUACAAUUGCACGAUUUAGUUGAAGUAGCACUAGUCAAUGAGGUGUUAUUUGCCAAAGUACGUCUUUUAGACGGUGGAUCGUUUCAAGAAUAUAGUAGCAGAGAAGAAGUGAAAAAUCAUCGCGUGGAAUGGAAUCGGAAUUUCGAGUUUCCAUGCAAAAUGUCUGCAAACGCCUCAACUGGUGUAUUGGAUCCCUGCCAUUUGCGAAUUUCAAUAAGAAAAGAGAUGAAGGGUGGACGUAGUUACUACAAAUUAGGUUUUAUUGACUUAAAUCUUGCCGAAUUCGCUGGUGCAGGAUUAACAUCAAGACGAUUUCUAUUGGAAGGUUAUGAUUCCAGACAUCGCUUAGAUAACUCUAUGCUUAAAGUGUCAAUAAAAAUGCACAUGUUAAGUGGUGAUAUACUAUUUAAGGCACCAACACCAAGUCUGAAAAGUAAACAAAAACCUUCGACAGAUGACCUAGAAACAGCUGCUACUGGGGUUGGAUUAGAAACACCAACAGCAACUGCGAUACCUACACUUGGUUCUGGUGUUGGUAGUAGUGCGUCAUUGGCUGUGAGCAGUUCUACGUUAGUUGGUAGUGGUAUAGGAAGCGCAACAACUUUAACUACACGCCCAGUUUCAACGAUAAGAGAUGACGAAUUAGAUCCGCAAACGUUAAUUGCUUCAAUUGUUACUGACUCGGGUCUUUCGGAAUCAUCUGAAUCAGCAAUCACUACAAUUACAAGCGAUCCUAUUUUAUUACAACAGCAGUUACAGCUGCAGCAUUCAAAUUAUACACCACCCUCAAGUUUGAUACCAAUUACAGCACUUACAAAUAUACAGCAACAAGCUUUGCAGCAUGGAACACUUGGUAUUGUCACUAGUGGAGCAGGCAAUGGAGUGGGUUUAAGUAUAAUUGGAAGCAGUAAUUGUGGUACGACAACAAGUGGUGUGGUUGGAGUUGGUUUAGGAGGCACAUCUGGAACGUCUUCGAUAAUAGAAAUGGGUCAUUCAAGGAAUUCGAGUAAUACUAGUCAAAUGUCGAAAGGUUCAGGCUAUAGCAGUUUUUCACACAGUCAACAUUCGAGGCAAAGUUCUGAAGGAGACUCGGGACAUGCAAGAUUUAGCAAAUCUGUUUCUCUCCUCAAUAGACUUAAUCAGAGAACCAUUAAUGCUAUGAGGCUUAAUAUACCUUCAACAUUGCAUACAAAUACGUACCAAAUCGCCACGGACGGCAGUAUUAAUGAGUACGACAGCGAUGAACUGGUGUUUCAAACACCAAACUCCACGCUACGCGAUGAUGAGUUUCGGACACCGCUUAAUGAAAUGCCACCUCCAAAUCUUUCGACUCAUUCUGUUUAUAGUGAAAAAUUGCAAGUGCAUACACUUUCACCAACAUUUCACAAUGCAGUCAGCACUAGACGUAGUAUUGGUUCUGGUGGUUCUGGAGGUGGUUCAGAGAUUUACCCAAGUGGUAGUGAUUCUGAAACAGCGGAUGAUUCUGGCUUAGAUGAAAAUUAUCAUACGCCACGCGUUCCGAAAAUUAAAUCAAUGGAAAAUCUUUCAAUACUUGAAAUGGAAUUUCAUAGGGCAUCACAAGAAUUGGAUCGAAAUUCACCGCGUCGCCUCAAGCUUUUAGCAGAGCGAGCUCAAAUACCAAAAAUGAAGUCAUUAAGUAAUCUGUGCUUUGAUGAUUAUUCAGAACAACAAGUUCGUGAGGAAUUUAUGCGCAUUAGGGAACAAUCUUUAGAAGAAAAACAUCGCUUUAAUUUUCAACAACGAAAAAAUUCUACUUCAUCAACGAAUUCUGGCAAACUGUUUAUUAAAAAUAAAGUCGGUAAUGCAAAAUUUAUUGGAAAUGAUGAUAGCCCGCAAAUUUUACUACAACAACAACAAUAUCCUUUACACAAUAACAUAAUUACACAUACACAAACUCAGCUGCACUAUCCUAUACAAAAGAUGCGUUCAAUGGGUACUAUACCUGAUGUAGUAACUGAACGCAUUGAACCGGAUCCAUUUCUAACACCAACAUCUGGUCGAAAAAAACAAUUCCCACUUGAAACACAAUCAGCCGAAAAAGCUACACCACCAACAUAUGCAGCUGUAGCUGUGUCGAGAUUACUCACAUAUGAUACUGUUGAUUCACCGUCCUUAACACACUUCCAACAACAGCAAAAAAAUAACAUUCAUCAACAACAACACCAACACCAACAAAUACAACACCAAAUGUCUCAUAGUUCAUUAACAGAGCUUUAUUCUCAUGAUCGAUUAAGUAAGUUGCUUUCGGAUCCUGCAGCUGCUAAUACAGUUAUGUUUAUGUCACGUUCACCAUUUGAGAGAGCAUAUCGACGUAGCGUCAUGAAAAGUUCAACACCAUUGCGACAAUCUCUAGUACAAUAUACAACAACCGAAUUAGAACAACAGCAGCAACAUCAACACCAACGUCAACAGUUUGUACCACAACAGGAUGGAUAUAUAAUACGUCCGCAUUCCACAAAUGCAGCGUAUGAAUUAAUGAGGAGUUUUAGUGGUGUUCCGCGCCGUUUACUUGACAGUAGUAAUCGUCAAAUAUCAUCAAUAGCACUGGCAGCGACAACUUCACCAACAGCGGGUUCAUCCUCACCAUGUGGUACGCUAGGUAGCAUUAAUUCAACACAUUCAGCAUCAUCGUCAAGCGGUAGCAGUAGUAGUGGUGCAGUGAUAACAUUUCAAUGUACUACUGUGGGUGCAGGUAGCGACACUAUUGACGGUUUUACACCACAAUUUCAACACCAGCACUCAUUAGUUGGUUCUCCAUGUGGUGGAAAUAAUGGUAAUGGCAACAAUGGAAAUACUGAUAUUCUUAUUGUUAGCAGCAGCGGUGGUAAUAGUCCACGACCUGGAGAUGCUUUAAGUUCACUAGCAGCCAGUCCAACAGAUGCAUGUAGCAUUCGUUCUAAUCCUUCAGCCGCUUCUUUAUUGUUAUCGACAUCAGCGGCUGCUGCUACUGAAGCAACUAUUCCAGGUGCUACUCUAUCGCCGCUUGCAACUACACAGAUAAUACGGCGCCCCAGUAUAACUAUUUGUGGUUCAUUAGUUAUAAGUGAAUCAGGAUCUCUAGAUCGCAUGAAAAAUUCUGCAGAAAAACGUAAAAAAGGUCCGCUAGAUGAUGGUCCACGUGUAGCUGAUCGUGUCGAAGAAACUCGCGUCAAUCCUAACUCUUUAAUUGAUGAAAUCUUGAAAGAUACAAAACUUGAUCAACUUGAAGAAUCCGCAGAGACUUCUGGGCUUCAACUGUAUAUAGCACGUGACGGUACUGCUUCUUUGGGUAGUCAUGAAGUAAAAUCCCGUGUAUCUGCAGGCGCCUUCAAGCAGGUCGUCAUGGAAAAUCCAAGAUAGUAGCGUAAAUUACGUUGGUCACUAAAAGACUAUUAGAAA
Messenger RNA from Teleopsis dalmanni, 4004 nucleotides. Its product is annotated as protein FAM102B. NCBI's taxonomy places the organism in Eukaryota, Metazoa, Arthropoda, Insecta, Diptera, Diopsidae. The coding region runs from base 531 to 3965 and encodes 1144 amino acids. The record is from RefSeq and is a predicted model, not a curated record. The transcript is spliced from 10 exons.